AUGAAAUAUCCUGUUGGAGAUACUCUCAGCGGCGUGGUAUCUGCUGAUUUUAAUCAUGACAACUACAUGGAUGUGGCAGUAAUUAACUACGAUGAGGUGACUGUUAGCGUGUUAAUUAACCUUGGAAAUAGUACGUUUAAAUCGCAAAUUAAAUAUGUAACGGGCGUAGGACCAAGGUCCCUGAUAUCAUAUAACGUUGACAGUGAUCCUAACUUGGAUCUGGUAAUAAUCUGUCAGAAUGAUACGAACAAUAUCAUUCUGUUCGGCAAUGGAGAUGGAAUCUUUCAAGAUCGAGUGCCAUGUGCGACUAAAAAAAAUGCAACUUUUAUGACAGCAGCUGAUUUCAACAAUGACAACUUAUUGGAUUUGGCAGUGUAUAACUCCGACAACAGUAUCAGUAUAUUGCUCGGUGAAGCAACUGGAGUUUUUCAGAACCAAAUGGAUUUUCCUGUUCAAAUGAAAGCAGGCUUUUUAGGAUGGGCCGGCUUCAACAAUGACACGAAACUAGAUUUAGUUCUAGCUAAUCUGGAAAAUAACAGCGUCAGCAUACUUCUUGGUAAUGGAGAUGGAAGUUUCAAGAAUCAAACGUCGUUUCUCAUCGGCAAUAGACCAGUUGCUUUAGCUUCAGGAUAUUUCAAUGAUGAUAAAAUACUGGAUUUAGCAGUGGUCAACUUGUACGGGGAAAACGUUAGCGUGUUGUUUGGCAAAGGAGACAGAACCUUUCAAGCUCAAAUUAUGUAUAAGACUGGAGCCAACCCAGUUUCUGUGGUAACAGUUGAUUUAAAUAAUGAUACCAUAACAGACCUUAGUUAA
Messenger RNA from Didymodactylos carnosus, 813 nucleotides. The record is from the annotation of a GenBank genome assembly. Lineage: Eukaryota; Metazoa; Rotifera; Eurotatoria; Philodinida; Philodinidae.